GUUGUGGGCUCUUUCGUUCCUACCACCGUCAUGGACGCGAUUCCUCCCGUUUUCUGGGAUUUUCUCCUCCGCGUACCCUUGUCUUUCGACAGAACCCAGAUUUUUAUAUUCUUCCCUUGUCUAUGGCCGACAUUUGUAUCUAAUGUCUUGAGAAGCGGGUGAAGGAGCGCAAAUUGAACUUCGGGGAUCAGACUUCUGCUUCUACAUGGUCGACAUCGCCUACCUCUGCCCAGUUCCCCUUCGCUCGACUCGAGGACAGUGCAGUCAAGUACCAGGCGUGCGGGAGUCAGAGGCGAAAGGACCUGUGGGAUCGAGGCCGUUCUCCGUCCCGAACAUAGGCGUACCCUCGGUAGUGGUCCGUAUGCUGGCUGUGUGCGGUUGUUUUGGGGGGCGCCUCGGUGCUCGGUGCGUUUUUACUACCAUGGAAACAUUUCGAGUUUUGAUUGCCGCCAUUACAAAGGAUUUUGUCAUUACUUACGAACCCUCAAACAUUCUUCAUUGGUCAGACCAGUUAAGCUUCAAGCUUCAAGAGUCAUUACCAGCGUUCACCCAUGCAAACCUCAAAUCUACGACAUCCAGCAAUCACCGCAUUAUGCCUCAAUGGUUCUGUUUCCGAGCACCACGGUCACCAUGUUGAUUCUUGCUGCGGCCCGCCGUCAGACCUUCCGUUGAAGGCAUCGGAAGCGGGGCCUGUGGUUGUUUGACUGUUUAGGUACAUAUUGCUACUUAUUCCGCUGCAAAGGAUUGCACUUCGCUCCCACAUCCUCUCCAGGAAGAAUCUUGGUGGCUAC
This is a messenger RNA of Guyanagaster necrorhizus, 791 nucleotides long. RefSeq lists its product as uncharacterized. Lineage: Eukaryota; Fungi; Basidiomycota; Agaricomycetes; Agaricales; Physalacriaceae. Bases 206 to 637 code for a protein of 143 amino acids. The record is from RefSeq and is a predicted model, not a curated record. The transcript has 3 exons.